Messenger RNA from Sorghum bicolor (sorghum), 1097 nucleotides. RefSeq names its product biogenesis of lysosome-related organelles complex 1 subunit 2. The transcript has 2 exons. The coding region runs from base 87 to 470 and encodes 127 amino acids. The record is from RefSeq and is a predicted model, not a curated record. NCBI's taxonomy places the organism in Eukaryota, Viridiplantae, Streptophyta, Magnoliopsida, Poales, Poaceae.
AAAAGAGGCUAGGCGUCGUUGCGAUCCAAGGCGGCAGCACGGAGCGGUCAGCGACUCGGCUGUUCGGAGGAAGCCCAGCGCCGGCGAUGGCGAGUGCGAACCCGGCGGAGGCGGAGGCGGCGGGGCGGCGGGACGAGCUGUCGGAGUCGCUGGCUGAGCUCUUCACCAACGUCUCCCUCAUGGUCCGCGGCGAGCUCCAGGGGACUAACAAUCAGAUGGCUCUGCUUGAGAAGAUGAAUGACCGCGUAGCGCAGGAAUACAGCAACUAUGGUGACAUUGCCGCUGGCCUGCGAGUCUUUGUAGAGCAGCUGAACGAGAAAAGCCGAGGCUUCGAUGAUUACGUGUCGCAGAUCGAUGCGAUAGACCAACAGGUGACUGAGUUCGAGGCAGUGGUGUCCAUGCUCGACAAGCACGUUGCCCUCUUGGAAAAGAAAGUAAAAUCGGCCUAUCACAUUUCUUCUACCCAAUGAUUCCCAUCCACAAACCACUAUGGUCUACGCAGUUUCUUUUGCCGACACUUGAGCUUAUCCAAGGAACAUAUUAUAUUCUGGAUGAAUGAACAGACAGCGCUGUAGUUGCUAAGUUUCCACCAUUGCAAUGAUGCAAUCAGAUUGCAAGUUGUGCUUUACUGCUGUAGUAACUUUCAGACAGAUUAGCCAGCAGUUGGGGUUUUGUCCCUCACAGUAGUAGUAGGGUAUUAGUGCCAGGAAAUUGAUGCAUGGGUGCCGGAUUCACGGGGCCUUAAAUCAUUGCCUACUGUUGCACAAGAAACAUGUCCCUGUUGUGUAUAGUAAUUUCUGGAUCAAUGGGCGAACUGCAUCUUGCAGUGUACGCGCAUGCUACCAAGAUUCCUGCAGAUCUUCGGUCUAUGAAAUAGUAGGCUGCAGGAGACUGGUCAAUGACAUGUGGAGGCUCUGGAGCUGAAUCCUCUGGUACCAAAAAUUCUUGAGCUGGAUGAUUUCACAUGCAGAUGCAGCUUGGCAUCUCAUGCUUCUUUUAUAUAUACUUAUCAUUGCCGUCGUGCUGCCUGUACUGACUACCAAUUGCUGGUUUUGUUUGAUAAAAAAAAAAAGUUGCUGGUUUUGUGUUGGUUCUCA